GUCAAAUGUCCCACAGUCAGUGAACGCCUCACCGCUCACCGCUGUGUGACUGCAGAUCUGCGGGUCUGGAGGAUGAGGAGCGGCGGGGAUGCUUGCUGCCUCCUCUCCUCCGAUGAUACAUCCGAUUCUGCUCGUAGUCUGAAGGGAAACAGCCACAGCCAUGGCCUCUGACAGCUGUCUGUUUGUGUGGUCUGAUCAGUGUGUCAUUGUGUGUCCCCUCUCCCUCUCCCUGCUCCUGCCAGUCACCCCAGAGGCCAUCGGCUUCCUGUCGGCGGUGGGUGUCUUCAUCGUGGCGUUGGCCGUCCUCUUCCUCUUCAUCAACAAGAAACUGUGUUUCUCACGUGUCGGCGGUCUUCCCUGCCUGGAGGUACACGGUCGUCGCAAGAAAGGACGGGCUGGAAUCCGCCAGGGCCUCGUGAACAGCUACGGUGACGACGACGACGAUGCCUCCAGCUCGUCAGACAGCGAAGAUGAGAUCCUGAGGCAGUUUGAGAUGUCCGUGUCUCGUUCACAGAAUUUCCGCACCGCAGCAGCAAACAUCGGUGAGCAGCAGCCCCAGCAGACUCACCUGUCACUGGGUCGACGACACAAAUUUACCCGACUAUCAGACCAGGAGGAGGGCAGCACUGAGCCAUCAGACUGUGAAGAAACGGCAGCUCAAAGCCAACAGGGUUUCCAGGAUCCGCUCUCUGCGGUGGUAGAAGCAAAAGAAAGGGCAUCCAUGCUCUCUUUGGACAGACCUGCAGGAGACCACCCACUGGCCUCCAGUGACUGUCCCACCGUGAGUAUGGACCAGCAAUCUACGGAAGCAGUGGAUCAUGACAAGAAUGAGGUCACAGAAAGCCCCUCCGCCUGGACCCCAGAGGAAGAGCCACCUCCUCUUGGCGAAGUCUCGUCUCAGCCAGGCUGUUCUUCCCCUCGAACUCCUAUCUCCAAGUGUGGAGAUCUGGUCCUCUCCCUGGAGUACCGUCCUGCCGCAGAAAAACUGCUGGUCACUGUGAUUGCGGCCCGAGAUAUCCCCGACAAGGCUCGAAGUGGGAUGAGCGCCUGGCAGGUGCAUGUGGUCCUGCUGCCCUCCAAGAAACAGCGACACAAGACCUCCGUGCAGAAAGGCUCACUCCCGCACUUCAACGAGACGUUUCGCUUCUCGCGCCUGGAGCCAUCCGAUCUGCAGAAGUCAGCUAUCAGGUUCAGGCUGUAUGCGCUGGGUAGUAGGAUAUCACGUGAGCGAAUGAUGGGGGAGAAAGUGCUGCGUUUACGAGGACUUAACCCAGACGGGGGGACGAUGGAAACGACACUAGUCCUGGAGCCUAGAAGUAACCUGAAGAGUGUCGACUCCCAGCUCAGCCUGUCUGCCGUCUCUCAGAGCGACAGCGCCUCAUCAACCCAGUCUCUGACCCACGGUGGCGUCCCUGAACUGCUGGUGGGUCUCUCCUACAAUGCCACAACGGGACGCAUGUCUGUGGAGCUCAUCAAGGGCAGCCACUUCAGAAACCUUGCCAUGAACAGGCCACCAGACACCUAUGGACGACUGACUCUGCUGAAUUCAGUUGGUCAAGAGAUCUGUCGGACUAAGACGACAGUACGCCGUGGUCAGCCCAACCCCGUGUACAAGGAGACAUUUAUCUUCCAGGUUGCUCUGUUCCAGCUGUCAGAUGUCACUCUGCUGAUCUCUAUCUACAACCGCCGCAGCAUGAAGCGCAAGGAGAUGGUGGGUUGGAUCGCUCUGGGCCAGAACAGCAGCGGCGAUGAAGAGCAGCUUCACUGGCAGGACAUGAGGGAGGGUCGAGGACAGCAGGUCUGCCGCUGGCACGUCCUGCUAGAGGCAUAAAAUAACUGUCGGGCAGGACUUUACUUUCUUCUGUGGUUUUUCUUAUAUUUUUUUAUUCUGUAGUUAGACAGAUUUAGAGCUUUUGGAAAAGAAAAGGAAAGCCUUGAUUUAGAGAGUGGAUUAUUAUGGUUAAGAUUUCAGGCCUCAGUGAUUCACAGAAUCUCCCCAAUUUUUACAUCCAGCACAGAUGGUUAGUUUGUGUCAGCAUGCAGGACAAAGUCAUCGGUCCUCAGGCUGUAAUCGGUUUAAAAUACAAGCUUUCAAUUCAUGUUUCAGGAAAGAAAAAAUAUUUAAAGACUUUAGGCUAUAAAAAGACAUUGAAGGCAUUAAAUUUACUCCUGAAUUGGCAGAUAGAAGUCAAAUAUUUUUGUCUUGUUAUCUCUCACACUUCACUUCAGGACAUUUGUCCUCUGUAAACUAAACUGCAGAGAAGAAAUUGGGAGAUUCGACAUUCUGGAAAUAUUAGUGCCACAUCCUGUCAGAAGUGUCACAGAUUUGCAUUUUUGUUAUGGGUCAAGAAUGAUCAAUGUUAUAUGAGGAAGUUCAUUUAGGUCACAAAAACUAGCAAAAUUAUUCAGUGAGUGUUCAGUGAGCUCUGCAGUACAUCAGACAUCUUUUCAUUAAGAUCUUAUGAUGUAACGUCAUUUAUAUCAGAGCACAAGCACAUGGCUGCCCAUCAGUUUAACCAAUUGUAUACUCACUGGUUAAAUCCCACUGCUAGCCUGAAUGGAGUGAUUUAAAAGCAUAGAGACUUGUGAGAAAUACAUUCAAGUGAAAUGUUACUGCAAUUUACAUCCUUCCACUGAGCUUAGAGAGCUUGGUUAGCUGGUAAAAUGCAAAUAUCUGUAACUGUAAACACAAAAAAAUGAAACUAUUACUAAAUAGAUAAAUUUAUAUAUAAAUAUAGGAUAGCUUCUCUCACAAAAAUUAAAAUGUUAUUAUUUUCAAAUUGGAUGACGUCAGUUACCUGUGUCUAUACUUCAUUGGCAUCUGUUAAUUAGGGGGGCUUUGUUGUGUUUUGUUUCUUUAAACAGCCUCCAAAGUUUUCUACACCGUCUCAGUGGAUUAAAAUCAGACUUUUUAAUAAGGCUGGGCGAUUGGACGAAUAUAUUGACUAUUGACGAUAUAGUUGUUGUGAUUUGGUGCAUCUCAAAUAAAUAAAUAAAUAAAUAAUCCAAAAAGUAGCUGUAGUAAUACUGAAACAAACAAGAAGAGACGGUAAAAUAUUCCCUCCAAACAAAACGUAUAAAUUCUAAAUGUGCAAAUCAGUCCGUGCAUGAUUACUUUGCUCCGCACCUGCGUGAGUAUAUGGUCUAUCGUUGGAUCGUCAAAUUGUUGGUUGGAAAAUUUUUACAUAUCGCCCAACCUGACAUUUUAACUAAAAAAUAAAUUCUAUUUAUUUUAACUUUAUCAGAAAGUUGACCAAAAAACGUCCUGAAACUGACAAAAAGCAGAUUUGUUGGGAAAAGCUGGUGGUAAUUUGUGGAUUCAAGGGUGCUGCUGGAGAGCUAAUCCCACAGAAACCAAACUGAUGUGGUUUUCUUAGAGUUUAAGUGACAAACGACAAAAAAGUAGCGAAUCUGACUCAUUUGGAUUCCUGUUUAGCAGGUCAAAAAUCAACUUUUGUGCUUAGUCAGGGUAUUGUUUACUCCAAUAACUCCACAUGAUCGACAAUACUAAAUCCAAUACAGUAACCCUUACUACCUGUAGGCAAAUUGUUAUGUAAUCUGUAACAAAAAGAUACAAAUUUAAUUAAGUCAUCACACAGAAAUUUAAUGAUUCAAAUAAAAAAGGGUUUCAUUCAAAUUGGUGGUUCUUAAAAUUAGAUAUUAAAACCUCUAAAGAAUGUCAAUUUACAUAUUAAAUCAUCUUUUCUGUAACAACAAUUAAGCCAAAAUGCAGAAGUACUUUGUGAAAAAAUACACCCUUGCUGCUUUUGUAGGAAUUAAGAGGGAAAGUAGCAGUUAGGUGCUGCUGGUCAAACGCACAAUAUUAAGUGUGAGCAUCAAUAUUAAAACAGAAGAACAUGCCAGUAUGGUUUAUCUUUGCCAAGCUGCAUUAAACCAGAAGGCUCCUGGAACAAUGUAUUUGAGACUGAUGAGACCAAAGUAGAGAUGUUUGUUUAUGAUGAGGACAAUCACGUUUUGGUGACAACCGAACAGCCGCUCAGCACAAACAAGCACGGUGGUGGCGAGGUGGUGAUUUGUUAGAUACCAAAGUAUUCUAGAGUACUAUCAUCUUUGUAUUUACAUUCUCUGGAUUGCAGCUGUUGUAAUCAUUCUAAAUGAUAAGAUUAAAGGGCUAAUUUAAUCUAUAAAGUUUACUCACGGUGAAUGCGUUGUGAAAAAGCUUUGUGUAGUUUAAAUAAACAAGAUAUAAACUUACUAAAUAUUCAAAGGUGAUUACGUUCAAACAGUGACCUAAGCAGUGCAGUAAAGGAACAGAUCACAAGACAAGUUUUUGGGCAAGUGGUACUAUAACCGCAAUAACAUGUCUUUUUUUUUUGUUUUGUUUUUGUGCUUACCCUAAAAUUGUAAGGCAGCUCUCACUGACAUUUUAGUUGCGUUUUUCAGUGCAGAAAUAUGACUGAAGGAUCACGUACCCGUGACAUACUUGAAAAAGGAACCAAUAUUUUCUGAUUCAGUUGGAGAAGAAGGAUGUCUCAUUCACAUUCAGCGCUCAUUCAUAUUCUCCUGACGCUCGUGCUACAACAGGCAGGAAGACCAGCAGCUGGAGGCUCUUAAACCCAUUGGGAUGAGCCUCAUCAAUCCUGAAUGAUGUUAUUUGGCUUCAGCUCAGUCUCCUUCACAGGGCAAAGCUCAUUUCAACAUCCAUCAAUGCUGAGCUCAAAAGAGGCUUUAAAUAUCUCACUGCAGCUGUUAAGAACCGCCAAUGAAUUACCCUGGAAGUGUGUGUGUGUCUGUUUUUUCCCCCCAGUCACACUCUGUGUUAAUUGGUAGUUAUGGCAGUGAAACCGUACAGUGUGAUGGUGAUGAGGGUAAUGCUGCUGCUAAUGCUCUUCCUUUUCCCAUCUGAGCAUCUUUGAGUCAUAAGGCAGGAGCGCAGCCUGAAUCGGGGGAUUAUUUUUGUUUGUGUGGAGAAAUACUGUAGCUGAACCCUCAGGGGUUCGCACACUGAGAGCAGAGAUGUGUUUACUCGAGCGUUUGUUUUCUUUGGUCAGGUGACAACACAGUCUCUUUAGCAAUUAAUAAAACUGUGAUCGGAAAUGACUCGAGGUUGGUGGCCAUGAGGUGACGCCAUGCAUUAGAAAUCAGGGCCGAUUCGUUGUGUUUAAUGUGUUAGCAUACCCCCUCCAAAAAAAGGACUUUCACCUUUUUAACAUACUUGCCUAGUUUUUCCAUUAUCCAUGACCUUUUUGUAAAUCUUCAGAAAAAGGAAAUGUCAGCGUUUGAACAAGUGCUUAUCAAGAAAGUAAGCCACAAUAUCUGAACAGCUUCUGAUUACUCCGUGAUUUGUUAUGUUUCGUUCAGGGACGUUUCCAGCAGAAGAAAGACAACUUUUUAUCUUUUUUUCCUUUUAUAUGAACAUGAGUCACUUGUUGAGGGACAUAGGUGAAUGGACUCAUUUUGUAUCAAUUUAGCACAGGAACCAAGCUGUAAAUGCUGUAAAUGCUAAGAUUGUAGAUGCGUAAUGACAACUACUUCAGGUGUACAUUAUACGAAGCAUGGAUGAUGAUUAGGAGUGCUGCAGUUACCUUACAUAGGCAUCCAGAUAAUUUUUUUAUUUUCUACACUGUGACGUAGUUCAGUUUAAACCCUCUAAAGACAAAGCCAACCAAAUCCCAUCUAUGUUUGUUUGAUACAGACAGCUGCGAUUCGCCCAUAAAUAUUUUUAAUUGAACUAUUUUUUUUCUCAAAUUAAUAGUCAUUUUGAAAAGUAUAACAAUGUUUUUGAGAAGAAUGUACAAGUUUUUAUAUAUGUGGAAAUCACGGACUUUAUUUGGGUGUAAGAAGCAAGUAAUUGUGAUUCAUAGAAAAUGAAAAACCUACCAAAGGGUCUUAAAACUGCUGUAAUGACUGCAUACGUGAUAACAUGCCUCUGUAAUUUAGCUCUUUGAGAGUAAGGCUAACAUGACAUUGAUCGGACAUAUGUAUCUUUCUUAGCUAAAGAAGACAUGGAAAUUAUAGGGCAUUAUUUCAACAAAGAACCAACACUGUCCAAAUAUAGUGAGAAUUAGCAUAGUGAGGUAAGGUUUCACUUUGAAAAGGAAAGAAAUCUAAAAACACAACUGUUAAAUCAUCUAAACUUACAUUUUGUUGUCCAAAAGGCACUGAACUGACAAUUACAAUUAAUUGACAAUUAACUAAUUUAGGGGUUUAGCAAAAAGAUAAGUUUUUCCUUUUAAGUCAGCUAUCUAGAAUUCCUAAAAAAUGUGUCUUCUACCAGAUUGGGAUUAUUAAUUACUUCCAAAGUAUCCAAAUCCUCUUUGUUGCAUUAACGUUAGUGAUGACACAGCGCAUCCUUAAAUGUAUUUAUUCUUCCUAAUCUACUAUGAUCUUUGGCAGAUGAGUCCGAACAUUUGAUAAUCAGUUUUAUUUUAAAGUAUGUAGAGAGAAAUUUGACAAUCCCCCAUGAAGAAGCAUUUCUCUGCAGUGGGUAAAAUAAUAUCAGCACUCCUCUUCAGCCGGCUUCGUACUUGUGAGUGUGAAUAGUGACAUGAAUUAUAUUUACUGCACAGAUUAUAUAUAUUUUAUGCAUGUUGAGUUGUUGUAUAGAAUCUAUCAUAUCUAUUAUAUUUUUUAAAAAUAGUAAAUGUUUAAUGUUUUUAAAUACAUCCCAGGAUUGUAUUUAUAUAUCUGCAUGCCCAGUUCAAGAUCCCAGGUUGUAUUACAGAUGUGAAAAAGAUUGUGUGAUCAGAUUGUGCUGCAGAUGGAAUACUGAUGAAGUGCCUGUAAUAUUUUGAGAUGAAACAUAUCCACCAUGACAAAGAGUUGAUACACAACUGCAUGAAGCCUCCUUGUUGUUCUCUGUGAAUGCUGCUCUAGGACUGCAUUUGCCUGGAAGGUUUAUUUGUCAAGGCCCUGACCAGGGCUGAAGUCAGACAACUGCAAAGCCAGUGAGUAGAGGGAUGAAACAGUUUCAGAAACCGAGACCAAAACGUUUUAUUUCAUGCUUUAAGCAAAUUCAAUUUUAGAACAUUUACAGAAUAUCAGUUUUAAAUUAAAUCUACUUUUGGCUUCUUCAGAUUUAUUGCCCACAUUGGCCUUGUACAAACGAGAACAGACGUACUUUUUAAAUAGGUAAGCUAGCUUAAUUUAAAAAAUGUUUGAAUUGGGAGACAGCAUAGUUUAUGCUAAUUAUGAUAGCAUAGUUUUACCUUUUAUGGUAAAUCACUGUUUUUGUGCAUAUUAAACACAUAUGGUGUAAGUGUGUCAAACUAUAGCAGUGUUGUUGGGUUUAUCUUUUUCUGUGGACAAAGUCUGGUUAGCUAUAUAUUGCUACUAUCAGUGUUUACGCUACGCUAGGCUGAUCACCUUCUGGGUCUAGCUCUGCUCUUAAGACACAAACAUGAAAGUAACUAAUCUUUUCAUGCAACUGUAAUUUCUUAAAAUAUCCAGGUAUUGUUUUUCAUGUUUUAUAAUUAGAGUAAAACUUUGCUUAAAAUUAAUAAUUUUAAGAUUCCUGUGAUUAGUGGUUAUAUUUAGGUACUGGCAGGUUUUGUCAUGGUCUGCUUUGAGGCACUCACACUGAUUAAAGACAAUGUUUUUCCAUGCAAUUAGACCUGACCUCAGUGGUGUUUAGGCUAUAAGGCUAAUGUGAUGCUUUAUUCACACCAUUCACUCCAAAAUCUCGAGCUGACUCCAUAGUUUUGGGCUAACUGGGAGGGAAAAACUGAAUAGCAUUACAUUUCCACGAGACAAAGAUAAAGCAAUGUGUCUUAACUUCUAUCUUGUCUCUGGCCUCCCUGAGAAGUAUAGCUGUAUAAGGUCAAGUUCAUAAGGCAUUUUAGGCCUGUAAAGAGACAGUGGACAUUGAUCCUGAUCCUGCACUGACUAUUCUGCAGCCCUGGUCUGGGCUGUGCAUGCUGAGCUCCCGCAGCACCCAGAAAGCACUUUUUGUACCAAGUUGUCAUUGCCAAUAAAAACCAGAAGAUCCCUGCUGUGGCAA
Messenger RNA from Haplochromis burtoni (Burton's mouthbrooder), 7960 nucleotides. It is a transcript of the gene syt16, whose product is annotated as synaptotagmin XVI. The coding region runs from base 161 to 1831 and encodes 556 amino acids. The record is from RefSeq and is a predicted model, not a curated record. The transcript has 7 exons. NCBI's taxonomy places the organism in Eukaryota, Metazoa, Chordata, Actinopteri, Cichliformes, Cichlidae.